CACAUCUGGUGUAGUGGUAUCAUAGUACCCUCCCACGGUACUGACCAGGGUUCGAUUCCCUGGAUGCGCAUUUGUUUUAUAUCACAAUUUAAUUUUUGCCCGUUAUUUACAUUUUACCUCAAAAUCCCUUUUCAUUCCAUGCGUAUUCAUAAUGCACCGAUGAGCAAUCCAAGAAAUUUGGCUCCAAGAAUCAUCCACCUUUUGAACACUCGCUGCAAAACUCGAUCCCACCUUCGUCAAAUCCUCGCGCAUAUAAUCCUUCACAACCUCCGCCCUGACACCACCGUCGCCCCCCACUUCAUCGCCGCCUGCCACUCCUUAAACCUCCUCAGCUCCGCCGCCUUCCCCCUCUACAUAAACAACCUCGCAACGCCCCACACUUUCGUUUGCAACACUCUCCUCAAAGCCUUUUCUCAUUCCGGCACCCCUCAGAAAUCUCCGGUGAUAUACUCCCACAUGAACAGGAAUGCUAUCCCCGUGAAUCAUUACAGUUUCCCUUUUGUGCUGAAAGCUCUGGCGGAUUUGAAGUUGGUUGAAGAAGGGAUGUCGGUGCAUGCCCAGAUAACUAAACUGGGUUUUCUUGCUGACGUUUAUGUUGGGAAUUCGUUGUUGAAUUUGUACGCCGCAGCUGGGAAUAUGUCUUUAUGCGGGAAGGUGUUUGAUGAAAUGCUUAUGAGAGAUGUUGUGUCGUGGACUGUUGUGAUCUCCGGGUUUAAGGAGGCUGGGAGAUUCGACGAUGCGUUGAUUGCAUUCGAGAGGAUGAAAAGCGAAGGAGUAAUGCCUAAUCAAGUCACUGUGGUUAAUGCUUUGGCUGCCUGUGCAAGUUUUGGGGCAUUGGAUAUAGGUGUGUGGAUCCACCAGCACGUGAAAAUGAGAGGGUGGGAUUUGGAUGUGAUUCUAGGUACUUCCUUGAUUGAUAUGUACGGGAAAUGUGGCCGAAUUGAAGAGGGUUUACGUGUUUUUGAGGCAAUGAAAGAGAAGAAUGUGUUCACUUGGAAUGCGGUUAUUAAAGGUCUAGCUCUGUCGAAGAGUGGUAAAGAAGCUAUUAAAUGGUUUUACAGAAUGGAAGACGAAGGUUUUCAACCUGAUGAUGUGACUUUGAUUGCGGUGCUUUGUGCGUGUGUGCACUCGGGUUUAGUGCAUAUGGGGCGGCAGAUAUUUGCUUCGUUGGUCGACGGAAAAUAUGGGUUUUCGCCUAGUGUGAAGCACUAUGGCUGUAUGGUUGAUCUUUUAGCACGUUCCAAGUGUUUGGACGAGGCGCUUAGGAUGAUCGAGGAGAUGCCAUUUGAGCCUACUGUGAGUAUUUGGGGAGCUCUGCUUGCUGGCUGUAGAGCUCAAGGAAACUCUGAACUGAGUGAGAUUGCUGCUUGGAAACUUGUGGAGUUGGAGCCGCAUAAUUGUGCCUAUUAUGUUAUCUUGUCUAAUUUAUAUGCGGAAAAGGGAAAAUGGAGCGAUGUGGAGAAAGUUCGAAAAUUGAUGAAAGACAGAGGACUUAAGAAGGAUGUGGGCAGCAGCAGCACAGUUGAACUUGAAAAUCGGGAACGCUCACUUGAAUUGGUAGCCUAACAUCUUUGCUUGAUAUUUUGUAUGGACAAAGAGCUGUUUGCGUUCUUCGUGUUCCUUAAUUUUUUGUUUGAAUAUGUUUUCCCUCAAAUAAUAGCGUCUAAAAUUUUAUCAAUGGAAUUAAGUUAGGUAAGUCGAUAAUGAUGUGGAAAAAAGAUACGAAUACUGUUAUCUGAUUUUAGUCAUUGACUCGAUGCAUUUUCUGUUACCUUGUUCAAGUCUACGAUUCUCCGUUCGAAAAAGUAAGAAGUAUGAUGAUGUGGUCUGCUGAAAAAACAAUCUGUCUGAUCCGAGUUUCAACAUCGGGCAUAUUUCUCUAUUUUCAUGGCAAUUCAACAGCAGAAGGUAAAACUUAUUACAGAACUCACAGUUAUAUAAAUAAGUUAUAUGACUUGUUGACAAAGACUCUUUUGUUGCCUUUUUGAUAAUCUGAUUUAAGAUGUGAAACAGAACGCUGGAAGCAGAACACAGAGCAAGAAAACGGGCUUUUAUUAUGAAAGUAAAGACUUUUUAAGCUCACUGACUGCCAUGGCAACAACCUUUUCCGAAGCUGGCCGUGCCGAAAUGUCUGCAUACCAGGCACUCACACGAGGGUGCGAAUCGAAAGAAGCCUUAACUCGAGUUCCCAUCAAGUAACUCAUUGUGGGGAUGUGAUGGAGAUCUGCUAAAGUGAACCGCUCACCGCCCAAGUAUUUCGACGCGCCCAAUCGAGCUUCAUACACAUCAAGAACCUUAGACAGUAGAGCUUCUUGCUCUUCGACAACAGCAUAAUCUGUCACCAUUCCCAAGAAUGGCUUAGUACAGAGUUCCCAGGUUAACUUUGAAGCUACAGGAUCGAAUUUCUGAGCCUCCACCUCCGCCCACACACUUGCAACAGCCAUCUGUUUUGGAUCACGGAAUAUCAACGGAGUUCCUUUGUCGGCAUAAGUAUGUGCAAUGUAUUGAGUGAUUGCCCUUGAUUCUGCGUUACAAGUUGAUUUCAAAGUCAGGGGACAUUGUUAAAUCGAGGUAGGUCUUUUUUUUGCAUGAACCGACGAAAUUGCAAAUUUUGAAAAAAAGUAGCUAUUACCGAACAUCUUGAGAUCUCCAUCUUCAUAGGCUGGGACUUGACCAAAUGGCUGGAUGAAGGUAAUUAAUCAAAAAAUGUGUUAAAAACGAUUUUCAUUAAUGACUUUACGUUUGAAGGUUUCAAGAUUAAUGCUUACGUUGAGCAAAAGGAAAGCCUCCUUUUUGUGCUCUCCGGCCCUCAUAUCAAUCGAAACAAUCUCGUAAUCAAGCCCUUUCUCGUUGAGGCAGGCGAUAACUUUCAUUGCUGCAGUUGACAAAACGGUGCAGUGGACUUUGAUCGCCAUUGAUGGUGAAAAAGGUAAAGAAU
Molecule: messenger RNA, 2938 nt
Organism: Erythranthe guttata (spotted monkey flower)
Lineage: Eukaryota; Viridiplantae; Streptophyta; Magnoliopsida; Lamiales; Phrymaceae
Product: pentatricopeptide repeat-containing protein At5g66520
Biological process (GO): RNA modification
Molecular function (GO): RNA binding; protein binding
Source: RefSeq, a predicted model, not a curated record